CCCAAUCAACCACGUGGUUCGAAGACGGACAGACGGGUAAUCCUGGUAGCUCAUAUGUAUGGUGUUGGUUGGUUAGAGUUUUGGUUCAUUUGGGUUCUGGACCUCUGGCCUGCGGUGGCUUAGUUGGUUGUUAGAGUUUUGGCCUGCUGCUCUGCUCUGAUGGCUCCCCUUGUUUUGCUGCUUAGUUUUCUGCUCAGCGCUCUCACCUCUAGUGUUUGUUUUGGUUUGGUUUGGGCUGGCGUCUUUCUCCAUUAGUUAAGCUUGUUAACUUUCCCGAUCUAUUAUUUGGUUUGGGCCUAGCUGCUGUUGGCGUCUUUCUCCAUUAAAAUACCACAAAAAGAAAAAAGUCAUUAGCCAUUAACUAAAGACUACAAGGGUACUACAGGUUUUUCACGUGCUCACCUGCACUCCUCUGAAAAAGCUCGCAUGUACGUACCACUGCAGUGCAGUACACCAACAUAAUGCGCGCAAAACGCGCGAAUAACUCACCGGCGGCAUCUUCUCUUUCUCUCUGGCGAAACCCUAACUACGAGCUCACCCUCUUCAUCUGCAAGCCGUUCUCUCGCUUGCUCUUGUCACAUAAAGGCUGAAGGUGUUUUGCCUCUGGUUCAUAUGGAAGGACAGAGUAGCCUCACCGACCCGAUGCAAUUGGUGCCGUUGGAUUUUUGUGGGGAUGCUGCCAUUGAUGUCUCUCAGGCAACUGGAGAUGAUCCAAGCCAACAAGUUAUCAUGGCAGCUGAAGGGACUGCAUACCAAACUGAUGAUCUUUUUUCACCUUGGUGGACUGAAAAACCAAAGCCAUCUCUCGAUUCUCUCAAUUAUGUUGAGUUUCAAGCAGAAAGUUCAACAUUUCUCCCCAAGGAUCGUAGUGAAGAUAUAUUAGAAAGCAUUCCUUUAUCUGUUUCUGGCAUAGAUGAUGUUGGUGGGGUCUCUGAAUUUCAAAGAGAGGUGUUGUACAGCAGUCUGCGAAAUGCUUGCGGUUCUAAACUAACUGAUUUCUCUAUGGACAUGGACGAAUGGAAGCAGGUGAGAUGUCUGAGGCCAGUGAAUGACGAACUUGUGAAUGCACAACAUCAACUUCACGCCAAGUAUCAUACUUCAAGGACAGAUAAUUUAUGUGGGGAUAAAAAGGAUAGUGUUUCUCAAGUUGAUCCAAGAGCAAGAAGUGCUUUACCUGAUUUUCAUUCCCAACCACAUUGCCACAUUUCGACACAGAGAGCUGCAGUAACUGAUCGCACUCGCAGGAUGCGAAUUGCUGAAAGACUUGAUGCAUUGCGAGAACUGCUUCCAAUAUCCACAGAGGGUGGUCAGGCAUUUGUAGUGGAUGAUGUAAUUGACCAUAUCAAGUUUUUGCAGCUUCAAAUAAAGGAUUUAUGUAGAAGCAGAUUGGGAGGUGAAACAAUUACUGAACCUAUCAUUUUCCGCGAGGGAUAUGGUCACUACUUUUGCCACCAGAAUAUGCUAAAUGAACCUCUUGAAGAGAUGAUGGGAAAAUUGCUGGAGACAAAUCCAAUGGCAGCAAGUCAGCUGUUGGAGAACAAGGAUCUUUUGCUGCUGCCAAUGGAUUACUCUGAACCAUUAGCUUGAGUUAAUUAGAUAGAUAUACUUGGUCACAUAUCCAUAAAUAUCAUGCUUAAUUGUUGUUAACUAUUAACUUUUGUUCAUGGUUUCUCACUAGAUAGUUACUUUGGGUGAUCAAGCUCAGUGAUCUGGUUGGUUCUUCAGAGUGUCUCGUCUUCGAUGGUCAACACGUUUAAUUAUUAAUUUAUUAGUGCAAGAAAGCUAUGUAUUUCUCAGAACUAAAUUGACUUUUUUGCUUUCUUUUUCUCUUGUGGUAGAUAUGCUGAACUGAAAGGCACAUUAUUGAAUUUGAAAACAAUCAUUUCUAUGUUCAAUUAAUUGUUACUA
Molecule: messenger RNA, 1908 nt
Organism: Prunus persica (peach)
Lineage: Eukaryota; Viridiplantae; Streptophyta; Magnoliopsida; Rosales; Rosaceae
Exons: 8
Coding region: 613-1587 (324 amino acids)
Biological process (GO): regulation of transcription by RNA polymerase II
Cellular component (GO): nucleus
Molecular function (GO): RNA polymerase II cis-regulatory region sequence-specific DNA binding; protein dimerization activity; DNA-binding transcription factor activity, RNA polymerase II-specific
Source: RefSeq, a predicted model, not a curated record